AUGAAGCUUAUUUUAGAUGUUCAAGGCUUUAAAUUGGAAAAAAAUAAAUUCAUUGUGAAAGAGUUGGCUGGUUUUGAUGGAUUCAGAAUAUGUCACUAUAUUUUCAAAGCACCAUUUCCAUUCGACCAUUUAUCACCAGAUUUGCAGAGACAAGCUCACUGGCUAACUGAGAAUCAUCAUUGCAUAGCAUGGGAUGCCGGAUUCACACCACAACAUCUAUUCUGCAAAAUAAUGAUGGAUUUAUCAAAUUCUUAUGACAUCAUCUAUAUAAAAGGUUUAGAAAAAGCUAACUAUAUCAGACAGUUCAUAAACAAACCAGUUGUUGAAUUCGAUGAGCAGCCAACUUUAAGAAUGUCUCACCCAAAAUGUGUUAACCAUUCAAAGACACAAUGUAUAUGUGCACUAUCCAAUGUUUUUUAUUUGUAUGAACAUUUUAUCAUGACUUUUCAAUAA
This is a messenger RNA of Phaedon cochleariae (mustard beetle), 453 nucleotides long. Lineage: Eukaryota; Metazoa; Arthropoda; Insecta; Coleoptera; Chrysomelidae. The record is from the annotation of a GenBank genome assembly.